Pedinophyceae sp. YPF-701 is the source of this 1194-nucleotide messenger RNA. The record is from the annotation of a GenBank genome assembly. Lineage: Eukaryota; Viridiplantae; Chlorophyta; Pedinophyceae.
AUGGAGGCCCGCAACGCGCCGGAGCACGCGGGGCAGGACGCGCCCAAGGUCGUUCACUCUCCCUUUGGCGGCGAUGGCGGGUCCGCUGCCGAGGCCGGGACGAGGCCGCUCCCGCCCGGGGACAUCGCCGAGCUGUUCCAGCGCGUCAUGAAGAAGGCGACGAGCGUGCACUCCAUGUACCACGCGCUCGCGACGCCAGCGAGUGCGAUGCUCUUCGUCCUCUUCGCCGUCCAGGUCAUGGACGGCCUGGGCGCUGCGGUUGCUCUGUGGGCCUCGGCGCUCGCAGAGACGGAGCCGGCGAGCUUCAUCGGCGGCGCGGCCCUCCACGUGCUCCUCAUCCGCAUCACGGCGGUCGGCCGCGAGGUCUUCCAGGCCCUCGGCGGCGCGUCGCGCACCCUCCUGGUCGCAGUGGGCGCCUGGGCCGUGAUGCGCAUCAAGCACGCGGCGCUCAUCGCCGUCGAGGAGGAGCUCCAGGAGGUCGAGCCGGACAGCACCGUCGAGCACGUCGGGAAGGCCCUCGUCGGCGUGUCGGGCCUGCUGUCCUGGAUCAUCCUGGGCGGCGCCGCGCUGUCCUGCUUCAACGUCCUCGGCGUCGACAUCCGACCCUUCCUCGCCCUCGGCGGUGUCUCCGGUCUCGUGGCGGGUUUCGCGGCGCAGUCGGUGCUGACGAACAUCCUCGCGGGCGUGCAGAUCUUCCUCGCGCGGCCCUUCGCCGUCGGCGAGCGCAUCGAGCUGAGCACCAACUCCGGCGGGCGCGUGAUCGAGGGCGUGGUGAUGCACAUCGCGCCCACGCGCACGGUCCUCCGGAACGACGCGGACUGCCCCGUGUCCAUCCCGAACAAGACGAUCACGGACCUCAUGGUCACGAACCUGUCGCGCGCCAUGACGACCUGGGGCGUCAGCGGCCCGCCCCCCAAACCUGUUGAGGUGCGCGUGCCGGUGCGGCUGGAGGACACCGUGCACGCCAACACCAUCGCGGCGCGCAUGAAGACGUGGCUGCACAAGCACCCGCUCGUGGACCACCGGCAGCCCGUGUCGUGCGGGUGGGCGGGCUUCACGUCGCUGGGCAAGACGGAGCUGAGCCUGCGCUGCGUGCUGGCGCGGGAGGGCGUGCGGAAGUACGGGACGUUCCGGGAGGAGCUCCUCAAGACGCUCCUCGCCGUGCUGACGGAGCUCGGGGCGCAGCUCAGCUGA